AUGGAAGAUUUCGAUAUCUCCUUUGCAAUUGAUCAUAUUGAGGAAUAUAACCCUGAAUUUCCUCAUUUUACAAUCAAGGGUAAAAUGCCUGAAGUUGAUAUGAAACUCACAGAAUUGCAAUUGAGAUACAUCAAUAACUUACAAAAAUCUAUUACGAAGGUCUUCGAUUUGUCAGUUGAUGAUGACUCUUUAGAUGAUAUUGAGGAAGAUGCAGAGUACGCAAAUGCAGUGAUGAGACAUAAUAACAAAGAUAAUCAAAAUGGCAACGAUAUCGAAAAGUCGCUGGAUGGACAAGAACAGGAGUUACCAAUUGCUCAUCCCGAUCAUACGAAUAUUAAUUUCAGUUUUGAAAUCCCUAGAAUUUCAUUGACUCUUUUUAACAAGACUACUAAUCUCAGUGACUUCAGCUCGAAGCAACUUACCUUUUUGGCAAUCAACGACUUCUCACUUGAUUUUAACAUGAAGGAAGAUUCCACAUUUUCUUCAGAAGUGUCUGUUAAUUCAUUCACGAUCAAGGAUGUUAGAGAAGGAACAGAAAACAAGUUCACAGAGAUCAUCCCCCCUCUAGAUGACAACGAAAAACAAUUAUUUGUGGCCGCUUCUUCUUCCAACUCUGGAAGUCAACAAAGUAUUGCUUUUAUGGUAACAGUCGAAAAACCAAGGAUUAUACUAGCACUUGAUCACAUUUUUGAACUCCAAGCGUUUGUUAACAAAGGGUUGGAACUCGAUGCUCCUAUAUCUUUAGACAACGAGAGCAACUCUGAAGAAAUGACUCUUCUUGAAGAUGUAUCUAAUCUAGAUCAGGAACCUCAGCAAUCUUCAGCUAAUAUUGGAUUCUCAGUCAAUGUAAUUGAGCCAUCUAUAAUAUUGCUAGCUGAUUCUGCCAGACAGGAUACGGAAGCCAUUGUAUUCAAAGUGGAGCAGGUGAUGAUCACCAGUCAAAGUAUUAUGUCUGUUGCUGCCAACAACAUCGGAAUGUUUGUCGUGAACAUGGAUAAUUUUGCAGAUCAACGAUUGAGAAUCAUUGAUGACUUCUCAAUUUCCUUCUCCUUAGAUGAAAGGCAGUCAACACCUUCAAACCUACUUACGAAUAUUGAACUAUCCGUGGACGCAUUGCUUCUAAGAAUCUCGCUUCGUGAUAUCAGGCUUGCAAUGCAAAUAUUUGGCCGUGCGAACAACUUCUACAAUAUUGCCCAUGGUAUUAAAGAACAAGAAGAAGACGCAGAGUACAAGAUGUCAGAGAAUUUCAAGGCUAAGUUAUCUAAGUACGCGCCAAGCAUCGUUUCUAGCCUUUCAGGGCAACACCCCAAGCGUCGGAAACUGUCUAUUGCAGCAAGCCUUACGGUGAAAGGUGAGGAAUUCAAUGGUAACUUUGGAGGAGCACGGCUUGUCUUGAUUGGGGACGUGCACGAACUACCCGUCCUAGACAUGAACGUAAAACCAUUUGAAGUGAAAGUAUUGAAUUGGUCCAAUGACAUGAGCGCUGAAACUCAUCUUGAGUACUUUGUGAACAUUUAUAACUACGCGAAGUCAACAUGGGAGCCACUUUUGGAACCGUGGCCAGUAGCUAUUUAUGCUUCUAAACGGCUACUCCCGAAACCAAGUAUGAUGAUUGAUAUUGUCUCAAGACAAAUGGCAGAGUUUUCAGUUUCUUCCCGUUCUGUGGUUUUGUUGUCCCAAAUAUUCUCAUCUAUCACAACGGAAGGUAAUUCAAAGCCGCGAGAUGAAGUGACCCCAUAUGUCAUUGUUAAUCAAACAGGAUUUGACUUAGAAAUUUGGACUGAUCUGCACGAUGGCCUGAAAACAAAUAAGAAGGUGAUCCCAUCCUUGGGUAAAACGAAUUGGGCAUUUGAGGAUUGGAGAAAAAUUAGAGAGAAUCUUGACACUGAUAAUGUCCUGGAUGUUUUGGGGGUUAAGCUUCUUGGAUCAUCUUAUAAUGAAGUCAGCGGAAUUUCUGCAAGCGGAGUGGGUGAAGAAGUUUUUGUCUUAAAUCCUCCUAUUGAUGGUGUUCAUAACAGACUUGCUUGUGAGAUCACUUUGGGUGUGGACAAUGUUAAAACAGUUGUUUUACGUUCAACAAUGACGGUAAGAAAUAAAUCCGAUACUGCCCUCUCAGUGAUUGCUGUCAAAAAUAAUGGAGAUACCAGCGCUGAAAUCACAGUCCAGCCAAAUGAAACAAUUGCUUUGCCUAUUGAUUGCGUUUACAAUGAUAGAAUCAAAGUGAAACCACAGCUUCAAUCGCGUUUCAGCUGGUCCGCAGAAACUAUUACAUGGAAAGAUUUGAUGAAAAAGGGUUCGCCCAUAUCAUGUUCAUCGCUUGAUUCUCCAGGAUCAUUGUACUAUUUCCAGGCCGAAGCUAGAUUUGAGCAAGAAGAGCCAUUAACUAAGGUUUAUCCUCAUCUUUCCAUUGUAAUUUCGGCCCCGCUUGAGAUAGAAAACCUCUUGCCCUUCGACUUGAAUUUCAGAUUGUACGACAAGAGUGCGAAGAAGGAUUGGAGUGAUUCGGUGUUGAAAGGAGGAAAAACAUAUGUGCAUAUCGUGUCUCUUGAAAGCCUUUUACUAUUAAGUGUCGAGCCUGUGGGAUGCGGAUUUGGUAAGUCAGAGUUUGCGAUCAUAAAUGCAUUAAAUGAUAGCGAAUUCCGCAGGGAAAAAUACAUGAGCAUGAAGACUGAUGAUGGUCAAGUUGUUAGACUCAAGAUCCAUUACCCAAAGAAUUCUGCUAGAUCUGGUUUGAAGAUUGUCAUCUAUUCACCUUAUGUCAUUCUCAAUAGAACAGGUCAAGAUUUGCUAAUCAGCGAGGCCCGAGCAAAGGUAUCACCCAUGAAAACAAAAAGGCGAAAGUGA
Messenger RNA from Clavispora lusitaniae ATCC 42720, 2844 nucleotides. NCBI's taxonomy places the organism in Eukaryota, Fungi, Ascomycota, Pichiomycetes, Serinales, Metschnikowiaceae. The record is from RefSeq and is a predicted model, not a curated record.